Staurois parvus is the source of this 301-nucleotide messenger RNA. The record is from the annotation of a GenBank genome assembly. NCBI's taxonomy places the organism in Eukaryota, Metazoa, Chordata, Amphibia, Anura, Ranidae.
UGUUUGAUCCUGACUUCUCUGCCCCUCCUCUUGUUCAAAUGUUCAGCUGAUAAGACAGACUGAAACCCGUAGCCCUUCUGCACAUGCUCAGUUUAGUGUGUAUUGCUAGAGAGAGUGUCUGUACAGUGCUGAUUGGCCCUGUGCUGAUCACAUGCAGAGGUCAGGGGUUUUGCAUCCUCCUAGAGCAGAAAGAAAACUCCUCCUACAAGCUUUAACAUGUGCUCUGCUGGACACUGAUAGAAGUCACAAGUCUGCUUUAACUGCUGAUGAGAAAAGGUAUUUAGCUGUUUAUAAUUACUAA